Messenger RNA from Ostreococcus lucimarinus CCE9901, 498 nucleotides. RefSeq lists its product with no specific name. The coding region runs from base 1 to 498 and encodes 165 amino acids. The transcript has a single exon. NCBI's taxonomy places the organism in Eukaryota, Viridiplantae, Chlorophyta, Mamiellophyceae, Mamiellales, Bathycoccaceae. The record is from RefSeq and is a predicted model, not a curated record.
AUGCUCGACUUGAUCGACCACGUCGAUGAGCGCUCGGUGGAGUGCCUGAACGCGCUGACGGACGAGAGCUGGCGCAACGCGCUGUGGCCCGGACCGCGGGAUCGGGCGUCGUCGACGCUCGUGAGCGACGACGACGAGGAGCUCAUCCUGCGCGUGGAGUUCACGUCCAACGUGCGACCGCGCGCGGUGAAAAUCGCGGGCGCGAGCGCGACGCACGCGCGCGAGGACGCGAGCGCGCCGCGGGUGGUGAAGAUAUUCGUGAACGCGCCGAGUCUGAGCUUUGAGAAUGCGGCCAAGCGGCGCGCGGCGCAAGUCGUCGAGCUCGACGGCGACGACGAGGUCGAGCUCGACGUGACGGCGUUUGAGAACGUGCGCGUGAUGACGUUUUACGUGGAGAGCAACGUGGGCGGGACGGCGCGGACGGAGAUCGGGAGGAUCGAUAUCAAGGGCGAGCUCUCGGGCGAGCUGCGAGACGUGUCGGAGCUCAAGCCGUGCUGA